Molecule: messenger RNA, 855 nt
Organism: Salarias fasciatus (jewelled blenny)
Lineage: Eukaryota; Metazoa; Chordata; Actinopteri; Blenniiformes; Blenniidae
Gene: elovl8a
Product: ELOVL fatty acid elongase 8a
Exons: 9
Coding region: 1-855 (284 amino acids)
Biological process (GO): very long-chain fatty acid biosynthetic process; sphingolipid biosynthetic process; fatty acid elongation, polyunsaturated fatty acid
Cellular component (GO): endoplasmic reticulum membrane
Molecular function (GO): fatty acid elongase activity
Source: RefSeq, a predicted model, not a curated record
AUGACGGAUUUCCAGGUGCUCACAAUGUGGCAGAAAGUCCAAAUAUUCUACCAUGGGAUUCUGGAGCGUGGAGACAAAAGGACGGACGACUGGCUGCUGGUCCACUCUCCUGUGCCUAUUAGCUGUAUAUUUUUCUGUUACCUGAUCAUUAUAUGGGUGGGGCCAAAGUUGAUGGCGAAGAGGGAGCCAGUUAACCUCAAGCCUGUCCUGAUUGUUUACAACUUUGCCAUGGUCUGCCUGUCCGCCUACAUGUUCUAUGAGUUCACGGCCUCUUCCUGGUUGGCUGGAUACAGUCUGCUGUGCCAGCCAGUCGACUACAGCCACAGCUCCCUGGCAAUGAGGAUGGCGAGAGUUUGCUGGUGGUUCUACUUCUCCAAGGUCAUAGAGCUCAGUGACACCAUAUUUUUCAUUCUGAGGAAAAAGAACAGUCAGCUGACCUUCCUUCACGUCUACCAUCACGCCACCAUGAUCUUCAACUGGUGGGCCGGGGUGAAAUAUGUGGCCGGGGGCCAGUCUUUCCUGAUCGGUCUGAUCAACUCCCUGGUCCAUGUAGUCAUGUAUCUGUACUACGGCCUCGCAGCGCUGGGGCCAAACAUGGCCAAGUAUCUGUGGUGGAAACGCUACCUCACCUCCCUGCAGCUGCUGCAGUUUUUCAUCGUGACCAUCCACACCGCCUACAACCUGUUCGCCGACUGCGACUUCCCGGACUCCAUGAACGUGGUGGUGUUGGCCUACUCCCUCAGCCUCAUCGCGCUUUUCAGUAACUUCUACUACCGCAGCUACCUCUCGAAGAAAAAGAAGAAGAAGAAAAGGCUGGCGCAUGAAAUAAUAUUUCUAUUUAUGAACACAGAGUAG